This is a messenger RNA of Manacus vitellinus (golden-collared manakin), 2310 nucleotides long. It is a transcript of the gene PGM2, whose product is annotated as phosphoglucomutase 2. The record is from RefSeq and is a predicted model, not a curated record. The transcript has 13 exons. Gene Ontology annotation, molecular function: magnesium ion binding; phosphopentomutase activity. Gene Ontology annotation, biological process: purine ribonucleoside salvage; carbohydrate metabolic process. Bases 98 to 1774 code for a protein of 558 amino acids. NCBI's taxonomy places the organism in Eukaryota, Metazoa, Chordata, Aves, Passeriformes, Pipridae.
AAUUUUGUAUCUACAGAAUCCAAAAACUUAUGCAAUCGUGAAGCAACUGCUUGCAGAAGGAAAUGCUGGAGAACUGCAGAAAUACUUUGGCUCACGAAUGGAGUUCGGCACAGCGGGGCUCAGAGCUGCCAUGGGAGCAGGGAUUUCCCACAUGAACGACUUGACUAUUAUCCAGACAACCCAGGGAUUUUGCAGAUACCUUGAGAAGAAUUUCAGUGACCUGAAAAAGAGAGGAGUUGUGAUUGGGUUUGAUGCUCGUGCUCAUCUUUCCAGCGGAGGUAGUAGCAAAAGGUUUGCAAGACUUGCUGCCAAUACCUUCAUCAGUCAAGGAGUUCCAGUUUAUCUCUUCUCUGAUAUAAUACCAACUCCCUUUGUGCCAUAUACAGUAACUCAUCUGAAGCUUUGUGCUGGAAUUAUGGUUACAGCUUCCCAUAAUCCAAAACAAGACAAUGGUUACAAGGUUUACUGGGAGAAUGGUGCUCAGAUCAUUUCCCCUCACGACAAGGGAAUUUCUCAGGCUAUUGAGGAGAAUCAAGAACCAUGGCCUCAGGUUUGGGAUGACAAACUGAUUGACAGCAGCCCGCUACUUCAUGAUCCAUACGCCACGGUCAAUAAGGAGUAUUUCAAAGACAUACAGAAACAGUGCUUUUACAGGAAUAUAAACAAGGAAACAAACCUGAAAUUUGUUCAUACUUCUGUGCAUGGCGUGGGUCAUAAAUUUGUGCAGUUGGCCUUCAAGGCAUUUGACCUUAGCCCUCCUUUUGCUGUUCCGGAGCAGAAAGAUCCUGAUCCAGACUUUCCCACAGUGAAGUAUCCAAAUCCUGAAGAAGGAAAAGGUGUUCUGACAUUGUCUUUUGCUUUGGCUGAAAAAGAUGGGGCAAGAAUCAUUUUAGCAAAUGAUCCUGAUGCUGAUCGACUUGCUGUGGCAGAGAAACAAGAGAGUGGUGAAUGGAAAGUGUUUUCUGGAAAUGAGCUGGGAGCUCUUUUAGGCUGGUGGAUCUUCACGUGCUGGAAAAAUAACAAUAGGGAUACUCGUGCCAUUAAAGAUGUCUACAUGUUAUCCAGUACUGUUUCUUCCAAAAUUCUGAGAGCAAUUGCAUUAAAGGAAGGUUUUCACUUUGAGGAAACACUGACAGGUUUCAAGUGGAUGGGCAACCGUGCCAAACAGCUCAUGGACCAGGGAAAAGCUGUUCUUUUUGCAUUUGAGGAGGCUAUAGGAUAUAUGUGCUGUCCUGCUGUUCUGGACAAAGAUGGUGUCAGUGCUGCCGUUAUAACUGCGGAGAUGGCUAGCUUUUUGGCAACCAGGAAUUUGUCUUUGACUCAGCAGCUGAAAGCUGUCUAUGAUGAAUAUGGCUUCCAUAUUACCAAAACUUCAUAUUUCAUCUGCCACGAUCCUAAAGUUAUUCAACAGCUUUUUGACAACCUUAGGAAUUUUGAUGGAAAAAACACAUACCCAAAAUCUUGCGGUAGAUUUAAAGUUUCCGGAAUAAGGGAUCUAACUACUGGGUAUGACAGCAGCCAGCCAGAUCAAAAGGCUAUACUUCCUACUAGUAAAAGUAGCCAAAUGAUAACAUUCACUUUUGCUAAUGGAGGAGUGGCCACAAUGAGAACCAGUGGGACAGAACCAAAGAUCAAAUACUAUUCUGAACUUUGUGCACCUCCUGGAAACAGUGAUGUUGAGCAGCUGAAGAAGGAACUAGAUGAACUGGUCAACGCUCUUGAAAAACACUUCUUUCAACCAGAAAAAAAUAAACUUCAACGAAAGACUGAGUAAAAUAGCCAAGUUUAGUACCUUAAUUGGUUUUUGCAGCAUUAGAAGUGCAUUAUUUAAGAUAUUAAGGAUUUUUAGGACCAAACAGCUGAGAGCUCAGACUAAAAAGAAUUCUGCUUUUAUUAAGAGUUAUUUUGGGUACUUUUGGAUCUAGUAUCUUAUUUUGGAAGGAAAGUACCUUUACCCUUAAAGGACCAAAAACACCCAAUCAGUUGAACUAAAAGCUUUACGAGCUAGAAGUUGACUGCAAAUGUAUUUCAAUCAAAACUUGUUUUAAUUAAAUAUUAUAAGUAAUAUUCUAAUUUCUGAAACAUAGCCUGUUUUGUGGGGACUUUCAUUUCUUUUGUGUGUAUAUAAUCUGAUAACACUGCAACUUUGUCCAGGUUUAGAUUUGCAAAGCAAGUUCUUUUGUUAACAGGAAGUACUGAAAGCUUGUGGUGAGACCUUGACAAACUUGGGGCAGAUGUUUCAGAGGUAGUGAUCCUUCUUGAGGAUGUUGGCCCAAAUAAACAAGAAACUCAGCAAAUUUGCUGAAUAAA